Molecule: messenger RNA, 1369 nt
Organism: Thalassophryne amazonica
Lineage: Eukaryota; Metazoa; Chordata; Actinopteri; Batrachoidiformes; Batrachoididae
Product: SUN domain-containing ossification factor-like
Exons: 3
Coding region: 884-1369 (161 amino acids)
Source: RefSeq, a predicted model, not a curated record
ACAUGCAUAAUCUGUUCAGGGUUUCAAAGCAAAAUUUUAUUUCUGAAAAUUGAGGUAAUUGAACUCUUGUUUAUAUGUAUUCAUGAACAAACCUCAGAGGAACUAGCACACAACAGAGAUGAUGCAGUAAGUUUGGUGAUCUGCUAAAAGAUGGCAGCACACACUAAUUAAAGAUGUUUGCUUAAGCUGAUUAUUAUUAUGGCUUUAAAAAACACAAUGAGGGUAUCAGAGAAAUAAAGGUAUCAUUCUAGUUCUGCUAUAGUGUAUGUACUUACAUUUGUUGCCUUUGAAACUGACGAAACGUAAGAUAGGACCUCUUUUACUGAAUUGAAAACUUAAAACAAUGGAAUGGCAAACGUGCUUCAAUAGGAAAAACUGCAGUUAAGUGGUGUCUAUAGUAAGACUGAGUGUCCAAAUUAAACUGGUACGCUCAGCUGAUGACACCCAGGCUACUAGUAACACAAAUGACUAGAAAAUGGUUAAUUGACCUAAUUAAGGAAUUAAAAAUUAUUUGGAUACACUCAAAAACCCAAGCAUAUUUAAGCCUUUUAUUAACUCACUUCUUUUGCGAAAUGGAGAAAAUUGACUUUUUACAGAAACAGAGCGUAUCCAACAAAAAGGGGUUAAUAUCCAAAGUUGCCCAAGAGAUAUCACUGAGCACCCCCCUAAUUCUUGUUUACCUAUCCCUAGGCUACAUGAAUCAACAGAGAAAAAAAACUUUAUCCGACAAAACAAGGUUCAUCAAAAUUUAGGGGUUUGACUCCUGGACUACAGUGCGGAUCUGGCUCUAUCCGCUGUGGCGACCCCGAACAAAAAGGAAGCAGCUGAAUGGACAACAACAACUUUCCUGUCUGCUGUUGUGCUAAUGAGCGUGUAAUGAACGAUGUGUCCGCAGGUGUCAGACGGUCAGAAUUAUCUGAUGCUGUCUCUGAUGUUGUGUGUGUUUCUGGGACUGCUGCUGUGUGCCAAUCACUGUCGCUUCUCCGUGGCACAUUCAGCCACAGCACCCCAUGACCACCCCAUGACCAAGAGCUCCAGAUUCUGCUGUCCUGAAAGGCAGCUGUGUUCCUGUGAUGAUGGAGGAUUGAAGAGGAGUGCAUCCUAUCCACUGCUGAAUUCCUUCCAGGUAGCUGCCACUGAAGAUAUUGGUUGGACAGGCUGGAAGAGUCUCCACAGACCUGUUUCUGACAGUUCACACUUCAGAGCAGUUGGAAACAGCCCAUCACCCCAGAACAGGUUAUUAUUACCUGGUGAUUGUUCUUAUUAUGUCCUGGGGCCAGAACAAAGUAUCAGAGGAUAUAGUCGACAACAACGUCUGUCCAUUCUAACAUUUCUCACUAUAUCUCCAAGGCCCAAAUUACACAAGUGA